This is a messenger RNA of Suillus plorans, 618 nucleotides long. RefSeq lists its product as uncharacterized. The record is from RefSeq and is a predicted model, not a curated record. The transcript has 6 exons. Bases 1 to 618 code for a protein of 205 amino acids. NCBI's taxonomy places the organism in Eukaryota, Fungi, Basidiomycota, Agaricomycetes, Boletales, Suillaceae.
AUGAAAGUCUCUCAAAUCGUUUUCCUCGCAAUUCUUGUCGGUUCCAAUGUCGCCAGUGCCGCUACAGUGCCGACAAUUUCUUCUCGACAAGUACAAUGGACCUGUGUUGACACGUGCCAGUCUACACCGCCUACGGACUGUAAGAAACCCAAGAAGCCUACGAAUAUUGAGACGUGGCUUCGACAUUAUGGAUGUCAGAACAUCAGAGAUACUGUAGCUAUGGGUAUCGUGGAAUGGCUCGAUUUGAAUACCAACGACUCGAUGCGCCUUGCCAAGGAUACGAAUUUCAUUAUCAGAGCUGCACAUAUUCUCGGUAUAAAACUUUCUCCAAUUGAAAAGGCCUCAGACGAGCACUUCCUCUUGCAUAACUUCGCGCACAUCGCACAAUCAAACUUUCUGUCGUCACCAGAUGCCAUGAAAGUUGCUCAAAUCGUUGCCCUCACAAUUCUUGUCGGUUCCAAUGUCGCCAGUGCCGCUACAGUGCCUACAAUUUCUUCUCGACAAUGGGAUUACUGUGAUGGCCCGUGCAUAUCUAAACCGCCUUCGAACUCUAAACGACUUUCUUACCGUUGGAACCCUACGUACUGGUUGAGCUGUAACAACAUCAUAAGAACUUAA